Suricata suricatta (meerkat) is the source of this 2498-nucleotide messenger RNA. It is a transcript of the gene FAM178B, whose product is annotated as family with sequence similarity 178 member B. The transcript has 17 exons. Bases 208 to 2163 code for a protein of 651 amino acids. Lineage: Eukaryota; Metazoa; Chordata; Mammalia; Carnivora; Herpestidae. The record is from RefSeq and is a predicted model, not a curated record.
UUUUGGAACUUAAGCCACUUGUAAAUUGGAACCUGCGUAUGUAUCAACUCACUUGAUGACUUUGCUCCCUGAGAGCCUCACUAGUUAACCCGCAGGAUAUCUGGACCCCUAUGGAUUGAUUGUCUCUGCUGGAUUUGCUGGUUAAGCAGGUGAGCGGGUCCCAGUCUAGAGAAAGCUAGAAAGGACAGAACGUCUAGUGGUUUACAGAUGGCCACGCCGCAGAAGACUCGACUAGCCCUUCCUCAGAGAGAAGGGGUCCAGGCAGCUGAUGUGGUGCCCACCUCGCCUAACCUGAAGAGCGGCUGCUUCAACCAUCCUCUGCACCAGAGGCUCCACCACCCCACCCGGCGCAGCUGCAGUCCCACCUCAGCUCCAACUCCCAAAUUGUCAAAGAAGCCCAAAGUGCAUGCAGCUGGGGACAUGUUCCUCACUGAUUGGAGCCCACCACCCAUAGAAUUCCUGAACCUGAGGGCACCACAGGCCAGUAGGGGGGCCCCAGCACAGCGGAGGGUGGGCCCAGGGGGUCCUCAGGGCCUGAAGACAUGGACUCCCCAGCUGCCUGAGGAGUUAGGCCAGGAGCCCCAGGACUCGGACCCCCGGGGGAGCCUGACCUUGCUAGAGGAGCUGUUCUGGAAUAUGGAAGGUCCAAGCCAGAGGGCUACAGAUCCAGUGGUGGACAUCCACACCUCGUUCACCUCUGGGGCCUCAGAGAGCUAUGUCAACAGCUUAGAUUACUUACUGCAGGAGAAACGGGAACAGGCCCUGGAGCAGGAGCAAGAGAAGCUGCUUCUGCAUGGCUGUCCUGACCUCCACUCCCUGGAUCUGGAUGAAGAUGAGGUGCCUCUCACACCUGAGCACAGGAUGCUGGUGGAGAGGUUCUCCAUGAAACUGCAGGUCAUCCCACCAGUACACCCCGGUGAGACUGUGUUUCUACCCAGGCAUCAGCCCCUGCAUUGCAUCCUGGACUGUUCACACCUGAAGCCACGUAGCCAUCUGGAAGGGCUCUUCCUCAGCUGCCCGCUGGCCCAGCAGCUCUCCUUCCUACACAGUGGCCUCCUGAGCAACCUCUACCUGCACAUGCCUGACUGCCCUGUGCCCCUGCUCCAGUGGCUCUUCCAGCUGCUGACAUGGCCUCCAGAAACUUCUUCAGGAGCCUUUGGCCUCCUGUGGGAUCUCAGUGUGGAUGGGCUCUUUCAUCAGUCUGAUGGAGACAAGCACUUGUGGUGCCCCUCCCUGCAAGAGGUCACCAUGGCGGUUCGCAGCCUGGGAGCCUGCAGCCCUGCUCUGGGCCUGCGCGAGCCCUGUCAGCACAGUGGGGGAGUCCUUGAAAACAGCACGAGCCUGAGCUGCAGUGAGCAGCAGGACGCCCCCCUGGAGAUUGCCUUGGACAUUAGCCUGAGCUACAUCUAUAAGUUCCUAGCAUUGUGUGCCCUAGCCCAGCCAGGGGCCUACACCGAUGGGGACCUCCUGGGCCUGAUUGAGCUGCUGUGCCGAGUUGGGUUGGAUGUGGGGCUCCGCCUGCUGCCCAAGACUGAUCUUCAGCAGCUUUUGCUCCUGCUCCUCGAGAACAUCCAUGAGUGGCCAGGCAAGCUCCAGAAGCUGUGCUGCACCCUGAGCAAGGUGUCAGAUCACCACCACAACCUGCUGGCACUUGUGCACUUCUUCCUGGACGUGACCUCCCGGAGCAGGCAGCUUCGAAGCCAGCUCAGCCUCAUGGUCAUUGCCCGGAUGCUGGACCAGCAAGAGACGCUCUUUCUCUGGCAAGAGAAGGCCCAGCUGUCUUUGCUUGGCCAGCUUCUGAGCCUCAUGAGGCCAUCGUCCCUCAGACAGUAUCUGGGCUCUAAGACCUCUCCACCCUGCCAGGAGCAACAGCCAAAGACCAGUGCUGAACUAGACCACAAGGUUUGCUACCUGUGCCACAGCCUUCUAACGCUCGCCGGGGUGGUAGUCAGCUGCCAGGACAUUACUCCAGACCAAUGGGGAGAGCUGCAGCAGCUGUGCAUGCAGUUGGACCGCCAUAUCAGCACCCAUAUCCGGGAGAGCCCCCAGGCCAUGUACCGGACCAGACUCAAGGACCUGGCAGCCCAGACCUACAUCCGCUGGCAGGAGCUCCUGGCCCACUGCCAACCCCAGGCCCAGUACUUCAGCCCCUGGAAAGACUAAAGGAGCAGGGCAGGGCUGGCCCCAGGCUCUUGGCUCUGGCAGGAAGCUAACAGGGCUCAGGGGACAGGAGGAAGCUAAGAAGAGAGGCAAGAGGAGGACCAGUGUGAUGAAGCAAGAGCCUGCCUCCACAGGCCCCUGACCCCCACCAGGCAACGGAUAUGGCCUCUCCCGGCCCACCCCUCCUUCUCCUUCCCUCCCAGCCAUCUCCUUUGCCCCAAGGCCUUUGUCUCCACACUCCUGUUUCCCAGGGCCUCUUGGGCCCUCCCCACCCUCCUUCCUCUCUCCGUCACGAAUGUGAGCUUUCUUUGUGCACACUAAAGUCUUCUUUCAGUGUU